GGUUGUUUUUCUCGUAAAUGUGACAUUAAUUGCCAUAUCGUCACUGCUUGUUCAGCCAGCGAAUGGCUCGAAUAUUUUGGGUGUCUUCCUAAGUCCCAGCCCGUCCCACCUGGUCAUUCAUAUGGCAGUGGUCAAGGCACUUGCCGAAAAAGGACACAACGUUACAGUCGUUACCUUAUACAAACCAAAGACUUAUCACGAAAAUAUAACAAAUGUCCUAAUUGCUCCUACGGAUCAACUCCAAGCAAAGUUUGAUGCAGCAAUGGCAGAAUUAUCAUCAAGCGUUAAAUCAAAUUUUAUACAAAACAUGGCAAGAUUGUUAAACGCUAAUAGAGCGGCAAUUGAUAUGCAAUUCGGGGCGUUUGUGGAUAGACGAUUUACCGCACUCUAUGAAAGUAAUGACAACAAGUUCGAUGUGGCCAUACUGGGCUAUGUAUUUAAUGAUUUCCAGGUGGCAGUUGGCGCUAAAUUCAAAUGCCCCAUAAUAAUGACCUGGGUGCAACAAUCCAUGAAUUUUGUGGAUCAUUUUGUAGGAAAUCCACAUGAAAUUUCCUAUGUUCCCACAAUGAUGAAUCCAUUGGCCACCGGAGAAGUUUGGAAUUUUAAAAAACGUUUGCAAAAUUUCUUUCUAACAACAACUUCAAGGAUAUUUUCAUUUGCUUUGGAUUAUUCUAUGAAAGGAUAUUAUAACAAACUCGUAGAAAUGGAUUCGAGUUUACCACCGUUCGAAGACAUGAAAAGAAACGUCUCGCUUCUGUUUUGCAACAGCUAUUACAGUGAGGGACCAAUAAGGCCACUGGCGCCAGCAACGGUGCUGAUUGGUGGCAUACAAGUCAAAGACAAGCCGGAUGCACUGCCUAAAAACAUUGCAGACUUCCUUGAUGCUUCACACCAAAAUGGCGCCAUUCUCUUUAGUUUGGGCACAAACGUUAAAGAGUCGUAUGUCAAAGCCGAAGCGUUUCAGAUCAUUUAUAAGGUACUUUCUCCGCUCAAACAAAAUGUGAUUUGGAAGUGGGGAGAUUUAGCGAAUACACCGGGCAAUGCCUCGAAUAUACUCUACCAAAAAUGGCUGCCACAAGGCGAUAUACUCGCUCACCCUAAUCUCAGAUUGUUCAUCACACACGCCGGUAAGGGUGGUAUGGUGGAGGCGUUAUAUCAUGGUGUACCCAUGGUUACGAUACCAAUGUUCGCAGACCAACCUACAAACUCAAAGAAAAUUGUGUCGGAAGGAUAUGGCGUGGAAGUGGAUAAAUUGGAAAUCACCGAGUCAAUAUUACGAAAUGCGAUCUCUGAGGUGCUCACGAAUCCCAGCUACGCAAAUAAAGUGAAAACGUUCUCCCGGCUGUAUCGCGAUCGACCGUUGAGCGCCAAGGAAAGUGUAGUCUAUUGGACGGAAUAUGUGAUACGACAUCGUGGUGCUGCGCAUAUUCAGAGUCCUUUGGUGAAAAUGAACUACAUUCAAAGCGCCAAUUUAGAUGUGUAUUUGCUCAUUUUGGGUACACUUUUCGGUGUUUUCAAAUUGCUUCUAUUAGUGGCGGGAUAUUUGUGGAAACGUUUUCGUGCAGCGAAGAGGUCAAAAUCGAAGAAGGAGUAAAUGCGAGUUGUGGAAUUUAUUUAGCUUUAAAAACUAA
This is a messenger RNA of Rhagoletis pomonella (apple maggot), 1631 nucleotides long. RefSeq names its product UDP-glucosyltransferase 2-like. The transcript is spliced from 3 exons. Lineage: Eukaryota; Metazoa; Arthropoda; Insecta; Diptera; Tephritidae. Gene Ontology annotation, molecular function: UDP-glycosyltransferase activity. The record is from RefSeq and is a predicted model, not a curated record. The coding region runs from base 122 to 1594 and encodes 490 amino acids.